GCGGUGCGCACCUCUCUUGGCGUAUUUAGUCCCUCUUCCCACCUUCCGGCUAGGGUUUUUCCCACUCGACACCAGCGGCGCCGCUUCCCCCCUCCAAAAAAAAUCCUCGUCGUCGGCGAAAAUGGUGAAGGGCAGGCAAGGCGAGCGCGUCAGGCUCUACGUCCGGGGAACGAUCCUGGGAUACAAGAGAUCGAAGUCGAACCAGUAUGAGAACACGUCGUUGAUCCAGAUUGAGGGGGUGAACACCAAGGAAGAGGUCGCCUGGUACUGCGGCAAGAGAAUGGCGUAUAUCUACAAGGCCAAGACCAAGUCGGACGGGACUCGGUACCGGUGCAUCUGGGGCAAGGUCACACGUCCCCAUGGGAACAGCGGUGUUGUUCGUGCCAAGUUUAAGUCCAACCUUCCGCCUAAAUCCAUGGGUGGGAAGGUUAGAGUUUUCAUGUACCCGAGCAAUAUAUAAGGUUGUUUAGCUCAUAAUGACGGUUUCGUUACUAUUGAAAACAUAUUUGUUUUCGAAGAUAAUUAGUGUUUGAUGCUAUUUUUGUUUGUCAUGUUUCGUCAUAAGCUAUUAGUGGGACUUUAUUGAUUAUUUAGGUUUUGCUAUAUCUAUAUGUUGCUCUGUGGUGUUUAUUUUUGUUGCUUCUUUAUGUUUGAACAUUCACUUAGAUUGCAUUAAAUUAUACCUACUGUUAUUAUUUAUUGAA
This is a messenger RNA of Elaeis guineensis (African oil palm), 704 nucleotides long. The record is from RefSeq and is a predicted model, not a curated record. NCBI's taxonomy places the organism in Eukaryota, Viridiplantae, Streptophyta, Magnoliopsida, Arecales, Arecaceae.